Procambarus clarkii (red swamp crayfish) is the source of this 3160-nucleotide messenger RNA. Lineage: Eukaryota; Metazoa; Arthropoda; Malacostraca; Decapoda; Cambaridae. The record is from RefSeq and is a predicted model, not a curated record.
CAGGAUAUCUGUUAGGGUUAUUGACGUUACCAUAGGUUUACUACUAACCUUUCCCCUUGAUACAACUCAUAACGGCUGCCCAACUCCCGCGUACCUACAUUCUGCUGGGUGAACAGAGUCAUCAGGUGAAAUGAUACAUUGACCAAACUCUGAAGUCGUGCUGCGGGAACUGAACCCCGAGACCUUUCGACACGACCAUGCCGACUACUAGGCCACUUGGCCCUAUAUAUAUAUAUAUAUAUGAAAACCUCAAUAUUCCGUCUCGCUGCCUGUAUUGAACAGCGGAAAUUUACUCAGAAGCAUAGACAUAUUUACAGGUUACUGUAUGAGUAUAAUUAAAUUUAGUUUCUCUAUAUAUAUAUUGUAAAAGCUCUCAUGCAUCUCUAAAUUCGUAUCUUGUCAUUCUCUUCAGAGUUACUUUCGUGAUAUAAAAUCAUGUUAGUCUUUUGUACUCGCAGUUGUGUUCAAAUUUGGUGUGUUGUGUUGACCGCACACGGCCGCUGGGCGAUGAUGCAUCUAUGUAGGACGUCUUAUCAGCGAUGGUAAAUGACAUAAUUUUUUGCCUCUACGUGAGAUAAGCGCCGGAAGUGAGGGCCCGAUACCGGCUUCCUGCCUCAACCGCUCUACAGAGCACUAAUGCUUUCGUGAGCGAUGUUAAGAGAUAAGGUCCGAGGAAAAACCCGUGUUCAGGUCUGCGUGUGCAGUCUUGUUUGCAUCUGGUUCCGUGACACACAUACAACGCGGUGUUGUUCCUGGUCAUAUUACACCCUAACGAAGUUGUUGUUCCUUGGGAGAAGAAAUGUAUUGAGACGCAGAAGAGAGCGAGCCAGCCGCCGCCGCCAGCCAAGAGGUCCACUGGAGCAGACCGCAGCGGGAAGAGUAAGCAACAGGUGAAUGUGACCUACAGCCAGGAUGGGUUUAGACACUGGAGUCCGAUGGUUUCAAAAUCAAGAAAAUAACACCAUCGAUACUAGGAUAGUGGAGGUUCACUACCUGGCUUACGGUAUAGUGAGCCCAAUCAUUAUCUCAGCCGGCAUAGUUGGGAAUUUGCUCACCAUUCUAAUCCUCUGGAAUCCCAAAUUCAGAGGCGUGACGUACAAGUACUUCGUCAUCCUUGCUGCAAGUGACUUGAUAGCUCUGCUGUGUUCAAUAUCUGUGUUUGUGCACAUCGUCCAAGAAGCUACUCGCUCCUACACUACAGCUGUCUGGUACUCCUACUUGGAAAAUUAUUUUGUCAACGUCCCAAUGAGCACUUCGGUGUUCACGGUGGUUUGUGUGACGGUGGAUCGUUUCUACUCCAUCUGUCGUCCGGCCAAAUUUUCCACUAUACACAGUCCAAAAUUUGCCUACAAAGCACUUUUCCUGACCUUCGUGGUUUCUGCCGUUGUGUGGUUACCCGUUUGCUUCCUCAAGACGCCAGUGGACGCCGGCGACUGUGAGUCGUCGUACUUUGAGCCCCCUGACGACGACGAGACCUGGUGGGUGGCGUGCAUGAGGUAUGACACACUAGCGGAACCUUGGUACCUAAUGUACUCCUGGAGCAGACAGACUAUAGUCACAUUCAUCCCAAUCGUUGUGAUAACUGUUCUGAACGCUAUGACAAUCAGAAGUUUUAUCAGAUUGAGCAAGAGACGGAAAGAAAUGAUAGUUAACUCGGUUUUGGGCAGCUCCUCGCAGAAUGCUUCAACACCCGGGGAAGGUAAAAUGGUUGAAGAAAGUAACCUGGUCUACCUCCUGUCUGCGGUGGUGCUCACUUUCUUCAUCACUAUGGUGCCUGUGGGAAUAUUUAAUGCAAUGUAUACCGACUACCUUUCAUCUGCGUUUAAGUAUGAGGUGUUCAGAGCCCUGGCUAAUGACCUGGAAAUCCUUAACCAUGCUCUAAACUUCUACAUGUAUAUUUUAUGUAGUAGUCAAAUUCGUCUGACGUGUAGGACAUUCGUAAGCCAAUGUGCAUCCGCUGUAUAUAGUUUUUUGCAGUUUACCUUCUUAGUCUUUAUUAAGCGCCCCGUGAGGAGUCCCUGUACCCCCGGCUCUUGUGUCUAGUGGCCGUCACUCGGCACCAACAAUAGCGACACCCCGCCAAACACACACCGAAACUACGACGUUGGUACAAUGUUCGAACAAGUUUUAACACCUAACCAGUUAUAACAACCAAUAUAGUAAGUUGUAACAGCGCUCUAAUACGUCAUAAACACGAUAAGCCAAGAUGUAACAACUUUAUUGCAAGUUGUAACAAGCUGAAAAUAGACAGUUUCGGUUUGUGUUUCCAGGGACCUUGAUUGAUUGAGACAAAAAUAUGAACUGAAUAAAGAGUGCAGACCAAGACAUGUAAAAAUGCUCGGAAAACUACUUUAGUUGUAUAGUUGAGAUUGAUUCCAGUGUCUUAUCUUGAGGUUAAGGUCACCGGAAAAUUGUGUUGUAAAUGCAGGCUAAUAAGAGUUGUAGCGAUAAAGAAAAAUAUUAGAAUAUUCUUCCAAGUUACUGAAGGAAUGACUGCUUUUCCCCUCAGCGACCUGCACGAACACACACUAUACCCAGAUGGAAAGAUUAUCAUCUAGAAAAAGUGCUUAGGUUGGGAGAGAAAUGGAACCGGGUCUCGAACUGAGAUAUGAGGACAAGUAAGGGAACAGUGCCCAGCCACUUAGAUCAUCGGGGAUCGAACGCCAACACUGGGGGGGAAAAAUAAAAAUAACGACCAGUAUGCUAGACAUUUGUCAAGAGAUUCCCCCCUGAAGAUGUGAUCCUUGUGAGCCAUAACUGUGUUACUUGCGCCUGGGUCUCCACUCUGACAGGUUUACUGCUGCUAAAAUUCUUGCAUCUGCAGUCUCAGCGGUCACGAAUCAUAACGGCAUUUGGGUAUAAAUCCUUAUUAACAAUUGUUAAUCUAAUUUGUCCCAUGUAAAAUUUUUCUAAUGCAUCUCAUUGAAGCUAUUUUUAAUAAAUCCUCAUUAGUAAAUAACUAAUUUUACAGCCCAUUAUUAAACUUAGAUCACACAAUGCUCUUUUAUUGAAUAUAUAUUCUACCUAACACGGUAAACAAUGUCCACAUCUUCAAGCCCAAAGGCAACUUCUAAUCAUUUUGUUUUGCAUACAAGUGCACUAGAAGCAAUUUAUAGGACAGUGGGAUGAAGUGUUAAACGAACCAUUAGUUUGAAGACGA